This is a messenger RNA of Solanum stenotomum, 2421 nucleotides long. Its product is annotated as G-type lectin S-receptor-like serine/threonine-protein kinase LECRK2. The record is from RefSeq and is a predicted model, not a curated record. The transcript has a single exon. Gene Ontology annotation, molecular function: protein serine/threonine kinase activity; ATP binding. Gene Ontology annotation, biological process: protein phosphorylation. The coding region runs from base 1 to 2418 and encodes 805 amino acids. Lineage: Eukaryota; Viridiplantae; Streptophyta; Magnoliopsida; Solanales; Solanaceae.
AUGGCCAAAGUGAGUUUAUUACCUAUUCAUUUCUUACUAAACUUGUUGAUUUUUAGUCCAAAAUUUUCAUUGCCCCAAACCAAAAAUGAUGUGAAAAUUGGAUCAUCACUCAUUGCUGGUGAUGAUCAAACAUCUCAUUGGAUUUCUCCAAACGGAGAUUUUGCAUUUGGAUUCCAACAACUAGGGAAUGAAAAUCAAUUCCUAGUAUCAAUAUGGUACAACAAAAUACCCGAAAAAACAAUAAUAUGGUAUGCAAAUGGUGACAAUCCAUGUCCUAAAGGAUCAAGAAUCGAGCUUCUUGCUGAUCGCGGACUAGUCCUUACUAGUCCACAGCAAGACGAGGCAUCGAUUACUGAUCCUUUGAUUGGUAUAGUUGCUUAUGGUACUAUGAAAGAUACCGGUAAUUUCGUGCUUGCAAACAAAGAUUCUGAUAGUUUAUGGCAAAGUUUCAAUCAAAGUAAAGACACAAUCAUGCCAACUCAAGAAUUUAGAGAAGGAUUCAAGAUUUCAUCUCGUCGAUCUAAGUCAAAUUUUUCGAAGGGGAGAUUCUUGUUAAGGAUGUUUCAAAAUGGGAAUAUUGGAAUUGCUAGUAUGAACUUACCAAGUGAGUAUAUAAAUGAGAAUUUUUUCUUGAUUCGAAGCAUCGAUCAGUUGAAUGCAUUGAAUUAUAAGUUAAAGUUCAAUGAAUCAGGGCAUAUUUUCCUGUUAGUGAAUAACAGCCAAGAGUUUGUUCUUUCACAAGGUGAAAUUGGAUCAUCAGCACGGUUUUAUCAUCGUGCUACGCUCAAUUUUGAUGGCGUAUUUGCUCUGUAUCAACGUCUAAAAGACUCGAAAAAUGAUGUAUGGUCUACUGUUUGGUCAGUUCCUGAUAAUAUAUGUUAUAGUUUGCCUUCAGAGAAAGGUAGUGGUGUUUGUGGAUAUAACAGAAUUUGUAGACUAUGUAUAGAUAAAAGACCAGAUUGUCAAUGCCCGCGAGCGUUUUCACUAGUUGAUCCAGAGGAUGACUACAGAGGUUGCAUACCGGACUAUGUGAAGGAUUGUGGUGACAAUCAAGAAGAUGCGGGAAGUCAGGUUGAGAUGGAAACUAUAACAAACAUCGAUUGGCCUACGAGUGAUUAUGAACUUCUUCAGCCUUUAGAUGAAGAGGAAUGUAAGAAUGCUUGUUUGAAUGAUUGUAUGUGUGCUGUUUCGAUUAUUCGUGAGAAUAGUUGUUGGAAGAAAAAACUACCACUUUCAAAUGGCAGAGUAGAUAACAGAGUGAAUUCGAAAGCAUUUAUCAAACGAAAGAAAGGUAAUUUUCGAGAAAAUACUAAUUCUUUAAAGCCAAAAAACAAGAAUCAAGAAACUAUCAUACUUGUUGUAUCUGUGUUCUUAGGAAGUUCUGUUUUUGUUAACUGUUUACUUCUUGGAGUACUUUCACUCGGGUUUUUACUAGUUUAUCGUAACAAAAGACAAACGUUUGAUCGAAAUGGAAGUUAUAUGGAUCAAACAUUGAGGUACUUUUCUUACAAAGAUCUAUCAAAAGCCACGGAGGGGUUCAAGGAAGAACGUGGACGAGGGGCAUUUGGGAUUGUCUACAAAGGUGUAGUUGAUAUUGGUAAUCCUAUCGCGGUGGCUGUCAAGAAAUUGGAUCGGAUAGUACAAGACGGGGAUAAGGAAUUCAAGACUGAAGUUAAUGUGAUAGGACAAACUCAUCACAAGAAUUUAGUCCGUUUAAUCGGAUUUUGUGAUGAAGGUCCUCAUAGAUUGCUUGUCUAUGAGUUCUUGAACAAUGGUUCAUUAGCAAGUUUCCUUUUUGGUGAUCUAAAAUUGACAUGGAACCAAAGGACUCAAGUGGCACUUGGGAUAGCAAGAGGGCUAUUGUAUUUGCACGAUGAGUGUAUCACACAAAUCAUUCAUUGUGACAUCAAACCUCAGAACAUACUUCUUGAUGAUCAAUUUGAGCCAAGGAUAUCGGAUUUUGGACUAGCAAAGUUGUUGAGGAUGGAUCAAUCCGAGACUCAAACAGCGAUAAGAGGGACAAAAGGAUACGUUGCUCCUGAAUGGUUUCGAAACAUGCCAAUCACAUUGAAAGUAGAUGUGUAUAGCUUUGGUGUUUUACUCCUUGAAAUCAUUUGUUGUAGGAGAAAUGUGGACUAUGAAGUUGGUGAAGACAAGGCAAUUUUGACUUAUUGGGCUUAUGAUUGUUACCAAGAAGGCACAAUUUAUGAGCUUAUUGAAAAUGAUUUAGAUGCAAUGAGUGAUAGAAAAAAAUUAGAAAAAUUUAUAAUGGUUGCUAUUUGGUGUAUUCAAGAAGAUCCUUCAUUGAGACCUACAAUGAAAAAAGUUGUCUUAAUGCUUGAAGAAAUUGUUGAAGUUCCUAAUCCUCCAUGCCCAAAUCCUUAUAGGAGUGAACAUUCUCUUGUAGACGCGGUAUAAUAG